Molecule: messenger RNA, 3691 nt
Organism: Ziziphus jujuba (common jujube)
Lineage: Eukaryota; Viridiplantae; Streptophyta; Magnoliopsida; Rosales; Rhamnaceae
Product: calmodulin-binding transcription activator 2
Exons: 13
Coding region: 188-3388 (1066 amino acids)
Biological process (GO): regulation of transcription by RNA polymerase II
Cellular component (GO): nucleus
Molecular function (GO): double-stranded DNA binding; transcription coregulator activity; protein binding
Source: RefSeq, a predicted model, not a curated record
AAAAAAAAAAAAAAAAAAAAAAAAAAAAUUCCAAAACUCGCAAUUAAUUACGUUCUCUCUAACGUCAUACAUCUCUCACUGUCUGACUUCUCUCCCAAAUCUCUCUCUCUUUUCUGGCUGUCUUCCUCGUCCAAAAGUCUUUGUUGGCUAGCAGUCUCAAAUUCACUCCCUCAGUUUUCUCCUUUCUAUGGCGGAGCGUGGAUCGUACGGUCUGAGUCCUCGAUUAGAUAUUCAACAAUUGUCAGUUGAGGCACAACAUAGAUGGCUGAGACCGGCCGAAAUUUGUGAGAUUCUACGUAACUAUCAGAAGUUUCGCAUUACAUCAGAACCUCCAACCAGGCCACCAAGUGGUUCACUAUUUCUAUUCGAUAGGAAGGUUUUGAGAUACUUUAGAAAGGAUGGACAUAAUUGGAGGAAGAAAAAAGAUGGAAAGACUGUGAAGGAGGCUCAUGAGAAGCUAAAGGUUGGAAGUAUUGAUGUGCUACACUGCUACUAUGCACAUGGAGAAGACAAUGAAAACUUUCAGAGACGAAGCUAUUGGAUGCUUGAACAGGAGUUGAUGCAUAUAGUUUUUGUCCAUUACUUGGAAGUAAAGGGCAAUAGAACUAAUAUUGGAGGCGUUCGGGAGACUGAUGAGUUUUCACAAGACCUCAGUAAGGCGAGUCCACAGAUCUCAAGCUCUUCCGCAAAUAAUUGCAAAGAGCCUUCAGGAAACACAGAUUACACAAGCCCAAGCAGUAGUUUGACAUCAUUAUAUGAAGAUGCUGAUACAGGUGAUAGUCACCAAGCAAGUUCUACAUAUCAUUCAUAUUCUGGGUCACCACAGCCACAAGUGGGGAAUGGUCUUCUAAUGAACAAUAUUGAUGUUAGUUUCUUGACGGGUCCUGCUGCAAAGAAUCAUGAAGGGCAUUCAUCAAUUAAUGGAGCAGAUUACAUGCCACAUUUGGAGAAAGAUAGACCCAUGUAUAAUGAUUCUCCUGGUUACAUUGUUGGCCAACAAAAGACACUUGGUUUGGGAUCCUGGGAAGAGAUCUUGGAGCAAUGUACCAUGGGCUUCCACACCGAUCCUGCAUGUACAGGAGUUGCCCUUGAACAACAAAAUAUGACUCUAAAUGGUCUGUCGGCUUGUGAUAGCACUGCAGAAAAGGAACUUGACAGUUCUCUGCCAACCCACUCUAGUUGGCAGAUACCUUUUGAAGACAAUUCAUUGCUCCUACCCAAAUUGUCGGUAGACCAACCACCAAAUUCGGAGUUGCCAUGUUAUCAGGAUGAUCUGUUCAAUACUCUUCUUCAUCAGCAAAAAGAGAAGCCUGCACAGAGCAACCUUCAAGCGCAGCUUCCAAAUGCAGAAUCUGAAUGUUUAAUCGCAUCAAAUGCCGAUGAUGAUAUUUAUGCAGAUGGAAAUAUGAACUAUUCUCUCAGUCUGAGACGACAACUAUUUGAUGGGGAAGAGGGUUUGAAGAAAGUGGACAGCUUCUCUAGAUGGGUCAGCAAGGAGCUUGGGGAGGUAGAUAAUUUGCAAAUGCAGUCAUCAUCUGGCAUUUCUUGGAGCACUGUUGAGUGUGGAAAUGUAGUUGAUGAUUCCUCAUUGAGCCCCUCACUCUCCCAGGACCAGCUUUUCAGCAUAAUUGAUGUUUCACCAAAGUGGGGAUAUGCAGACUUGGAAACAGAGGUUCUGACUACUGGAACAUUCUUGAAGAGUCAACAAGAGGUAGCAAAAUAUAAUUGGUCUUGUAUGUUUGGGGAGGUAGAGGUUCCUGCUGAGAUUUUAGUGGAUGGGGUUCUUUGUUGCCAUGCUCCACCUCACAGGUCUGGGCAAGUUCCAUUUUAUGUGACCUGCUCCAACAGGAUAGCUUGUAGUGAAGUACGGGAGUUCGAUUAUCUGUUGGGAUCUACUAAAGGUUUGGAUAUCACAAAUAUCUAUGGUAGUGAUACAGAUGAGAUGCUUCUUCAUGUGCGACUUGAGAGGUUAUUGUCCCUUGGAUCUGUGAAGCCUUCGAAGAAUAUCUUUAAAGAUGUUACAGAGAAAAAGGACUUGAUUAAUAAAAUUAUAUCACUAAAGGAGGAAGAGGAGAGUAACCAAAAGGUAGAUCUAACUCCUGAGAAUGAUCUCUCCCAAUAUGAGGUGAAGGAACAUCUGCUUAAAAAGCUGAUAAAAGACAAGUUAUACUCGUGGCUUUUUCACAAAGUAACUGAAGAUGGUAAAGGACCAAGUGUAUUAGAUGAUAAUGGUCAAGGUGCGCUACAUCUAGCAGCUGCUCUUGGUUACAAUUGGGCCAUAAAACCAAUUGUAACUUCAGGAGUUAGCAUCAAUUUUCGUGAUGUGAAUGGAUGGACCGCGCUUCAUUGGGCAGCAUUGUAUGGCAGAGAGCAGACAGUUGCAUUACUUGUCUCCCUUGGUGCGGCUCCUGGAGCAGUGACUGAUCCAUCUCCAGAAUUUCCUUUGGGAAGAACACCAGCUGACCUGGCAUCUGUUACUGGACAGAAAGGAAUAUCUGGUUUCCUUGCAGAGUCUUCCCUUACCAGCUACCUCUCAUCCCUAACAGUGAAUGAACCAAAGAAUGAUUGUGCUGCAGAAAAUUCUGGAACAACUGCUGUACAGACUGUUUCGGAACGGACAGCAACACCUGUGAAUUAUUUUGACAUGCCUGAUACUCUGUCGCUGAAGGAUUCACUUACUGCUGUUCGUAAUGCUACACAAGCUGCUGAUCGCAUACAUCUAAUGUUCAGGAUGCAGUCAUUUGAGAGAAGACAAUUAAGUGAUUUGGGUGAUGACGAGUUUGGAUUGUCAGAUGAGCAUGCUUUAUCUCUUCUGGCUACCAAGACAAGCAAAGCUGGACCAAGUUAUGGACAAGCUCAUGCUGCUGCUGUACACAUACAGAAAAAGUAUCGUGGUUGGAAAAAGAGAAAAGAAUUCCUAAUAAUUCGUCAAAGAAUUGUUAAAAUCCAGGCCCACGUAAGGGGACAUCAGGUAAGGAAACAAUAUAGAGCAAUCAUCUGGUCAGUGGGGAUUCUGGAGAAAAUUAUAUUGCGUUGGAGACGUAAAGGUAGCGGUUUGCGGGGAUUUCGGAAUGAUGCAGUUAUUAAGGAUUCACAGCCUGACCCACAGCAUAUGCCCUUAAAAGAUGAUGACUAUGAUUUCUUCAAGGAAGGAAGGAAACAAACUGAAGAAAGGUUGCAAAGUGCACUCACUAGGGUGAAGUCCAUGGUUCAGUACCCUGAGGGACGAGCUCAAUAUCGUAGACUGCUAAAUGUUGUUGACGGGUUCCGUGAAACCAAGGUGGAUGAUAUGGCUUUAAAUUCCGAAACGGCUGAUAGCGAUGAGAACCUGGUUGAUAUUGACACAUUAUUGCAUGAUGACACUUUCAUGUCUAUAGCAUUUGAGUGAGCCUCUUCCAUGUUUACUCUCUGAUUUCAUUCAACCUGUAAAUAGCUGGCCUGGUUUCUUCACAGUAAUUUGAAUGUGCUUACCUAUUGUUGCAUGUAAAUGUUAGUAUGUAAUCAGUUUAGCAUAACCAAUCAUUGAUGUUUGAGACAGGUUCUUUAGGUGCAUAGGAUAGACUAGCAAAUAUAUAUUUCAGGUUGCCCAUUUCAUAUUUAUUGUAGUUUGUCUUUUUGAGGCUUCUGAAGGGACGUGGGUUGAAAAAAGUUUAUAUAUGAAGUAAAUUUGAUCAUAUUAAUGUUAUUAUAA